Molecule: messenger RNA, 1632 nt
Organism: Chenopodium quinoa (quinoa)
Lineage: Eukaryota; Viridiplantae; Streptophyta; Magnoliopsida; Caryophyllales; Amaranthaceae
Product: plant UBX domain-containing protein 7-like
Exons: 8
Coding region: 291-1352 (353 amino acids)
Biological process (GO): proteasome-mediated ubiquitin-dependent protein catabolic process
Cellular component (GO): nucleus
Molecular function (GO): ubiquitin binding
Source: RefSeq, a predicted model, not a curated record
AUACCAGUAAUUUUUAUUUUAUCCAACUAUAUAUGCAUAAAGUUAUGGAAAAUUUAUCAAAAAUAAAACCCAAAAAAAACCUAAAAACACAACUCCAUAUACCAUCCAUUGUCAUCCGAGCCAAAAAGGCAAUCGAUUUCGUAUACUCCGUAAUUUUAUACAGAAACAAAGCCCUAAAGUAUUCCCCAUCACUCUUCUUUUUUAUCAAAGUUUUUGCAAUAUCUCAGUAAUCAAACCAAUCAACCAUUUCUUCGAUUUUCAAUCGUCAUUAACAACGAAGCUCGAAAUCAAUGGAGGACAUUCUCUCUGCUUCCGAUAAGCAGGUUAUGGUCUCCAAUUUCCUCGAGAUCGCUGUUGGCCAGACUGCCGAUACUGCCCGCCAAUUCUUGCAGCUGUGUGAUAAAGGGCACCCUGCUGUAUGGGAAGCUGAACAAGGUGGUAGUUCUACAACAGAUAGCUCUCGAGAUAACCUUGCUGCUAUGUUUCGGCCUCCUUUUGCUUUAAUGACCCAGGGUCCUUUUGAGAAGGCAAAACUUACCGCUGCUUCUUCGGACCAGUGGCUCGUGGCUAAUUUACAAUCCCCUACAGAAUUUAGCUCACAUAUGCUCAACAGAGACACCUGGGCAAAUGAAGCUGUAGCCCAAACUAUCAAAACCAAUUUUAUCUUUUGGCAGGUUUAUGAUGAUACAAGUGAGGGCAAGAAGGUGUGUAAUUACUACAAAAUCGAAUCUGUUUCAGUUAUUCUUGUCAUUGACCCCAUAACAGGACAAAAAAUGCGUUCAUGGUCUGGUAUGGUACAUCCUGACCGAUUACUGGAGGAUCUACUGCCUUUCAUGGAUAGCGGGCCACAUAACCAUCAUUCCUCACUCUCUCAUAAGCGGCCAAGAGAAAGUUCUAAUGUUCCUGCUCAGAAAGUCCAGGGUGAGACCACCGUAGAUGAAGAGGAAUUGCAACGAGCUCUUGCUGCAUCAAUGGAGAACAUGAAUCAUCCGGAUGAAAUUGCUUCUGAAGACAAAGAUGCAGUCACUGCCAACAAGGAGGAAGCUAAAUGCUCUACAAAGAUUCCUGUGUAUCCCCCUCUUCCUGAAGAACCAAAGGGAGAUAGAAACCUGCUUUGCCGUGUUGGAUUUCGUCUCCCUGAUGGACGAAGAGUUCAGAGGAACUUUCUGCGCACUGGCCCUAUACAGUUGUUGUGGUCGUUCUGCAGAUCCCAGCUUGGAGAGGCCGAGACAAGGCCAUUACGGUUGACACAUGGAGUCCUUGGAGCUGCAAAAUCUGUGGAAUAUGAUAGUAAUUUAACCUUUGAAGAAUCAGGGCUCUCAAACUCCAUGAUAUCAGUUACUUGGGAGUAAGAUUGAUAUGUUGCUCUCUCGGUAUAUAUAUUAAGUAUAUGGCUGAGAGCUCAAGCAGACUUUUGACUGAAUCAGUGUUCUUGCAGUUUGCUCCGCCUUUUGUUUUGUCAUAUUGUUUGUAGAACAAGUAUGAUAGGAAGGAGUAAUUAUUGUUAUGUAGUCCAUAUGUAUAUACUUAAUGCCAACAGCUCAUAGAAUGGUAUCUGUCAAAUUACAGACAGCUCUUUGUGUCCUGCUUUAGCUCUUUUAAUCCAUAAGUUCUUUAUAUUCCGGUUUCACC